AUGAAUUUAUUAACCAAAAAUUAUAUUUUUGGAGAAGUUCAAUCAUGGGUGUAUUCAAUAGAAUGGCAAAAAAGAGGAUUGCCUCAUGCUCAUAUUCUAAUAUGGUUGAAAAACAAAAUCCAUGCAGAUCAAAUUGAUAAAAUUAUUUCAGCAGAAUUCCCAGAUCCUGAUGCAGAUCAAAUUUUAUUUAAUAUAAUGAAAAAACAUGAUACAUGGGCCAUGUGGAAACUUAAAUCCAAAAUGCCCGUGCAUGAAAGAUGGAAAAUGUAA
Messenger RNA from Macrosiphum euphorbiae (potato aphid), 270 nucleotides. NCBI's taxonomy places the organism in Eukaryota, Metazoa, Arthropoda, Insecta, Hemiptera, Aphididae. The record is from the annotation of a GenBank genome assembly.